CACAUUGACUUCGCGUUCGACCUUAAACGGACGCCGAAGAAGAAGAACACGUGUUUCCUGUGUUUCCUCUUCCCCCUGCAUGGACAGGACUCUGCCUUGUAAAUAAAUUGCAUUCAGCCAGCGAAAGGUUUAAAAAAUGGUUCGUAAAUUAAAGCACCAUGAACAGAAGUUGUUGAAGAAGGUGGACUUCAUCAACUGGGAGGUGGACAACAACCUGCACGAGGUCAAAGUGUUGCGGAAGUAUCGCAUCGAAAAGAGGGAGGACUACACCAAGUACAACAAGUUGAGUCGUAACAUCAGAGAUCUUGCCCAGAAAAUCAGAGACCUGGAUGAGAAAGAUGGCUUCAGAGCUCAGAGCACACAUCAACUACUGGAAAAACUGUACAGUAUCGGUCUCAUGCCCACCAAACAGAAUCUGUCCCUCACAGAGAAAGUCACAGCUUCGUCAUUCUGCAGGAGGAGGCUGCCCAGCAUUGUGCUGAAACUCCGGAUGGCUCAGAACCUGAAGACGGCCAUCACCUUCAUCGAACAAGGACAUGUGCGUGUUGGCCCAGACAUUGUCACAGACCCAGCUUUUCUCGUCACAAGAAAUAUGGAAGAUUUUGUUACUUGGGUGGACUCCUCCAAGAUCAAGCAGCAUGUCAUGAAUUAUAAUGAUGAGAGGGACGACUUUGAUCUGGUGGCAUAAGACUUUUGGCUUACAUCCAUUCAUCACCCUGGAGGAUAGGAAAGGGACUGUACUCUGCUCUUGUAACUAUGGCUUGAAUAACUCUACAACCCAGGAGUCAACAGUUCAAAUCUCUUAACUUGGAAAUUGUGGCAAGAAAAUAAGUGUUCUCGCCUUCUUAACAACAACUAACUGAGCAAGGACAAAGGAACACACUUCCAGGCUUCACAUUGUCACCAAACACCUCUUUUUUUUGUCAAAAAAAUGGAAAAUGGAAAUGCUGGUGUAGGCCCCGAUGAGACAGCGCAUUUGUCAACCGUUCUUUUGCUGUGAAGUUAAAUGACGUCUGGCGUUUUUUCCGCUCCGAGUUAGUUUUUUCAACUCAAGGCGUUCAGGACGCUCCUGCCGCAACCAAAAAGCUUCACUCUCAUUGAAAACCAUUCAAAAAAAGCUGCCCCUGGCUGCUAAAACGCCCUCUUAUCUGGGCCUUAUAAGUGUGUAUAUACAAUGAAGAGGACUGUUGCGGUCUGUUCAUAUUAACAUAACGUGUGUCAUAAAUACAGUUGUAAAAUAGAAACUAUAAUUCGAUAAAUAUUUAAUAUUUUCAGUAAGACUUUGUUACAAUGUAAACUUUGUCAACAAUAAACAAACAUUCUUUUAUCACA
Messenger RNA from Perca flavescens (yellow perch), 1332 nucleotides. RefSeq names its product IMP U3 small nucleolar ribonucleoprotein 3 (gene imp3). Gene Ontology annotation, cellular component: small-subunit processome; Mpp10 complex. The record is from RefSeq and is a predicted model, not a curated record. The coding region runs from base 137 to 688 and encodes 183 amino acids. The transcript has 7 exons. Gene Ontology annotation, molecular function: snoRNA binding; rRNA binding. Lineage: Eukaryota; Metazoa; Chordata; Actinopteri; Perciformes; Percidae. Gene Ontology annotation, biological process: rRNA processing; ribosomal small subunit biogenesis.